This is a messenger RNA of Carassius auratus (goldfish), 1382 nucleotides long. RefSeq names its product legumain. Gene Ontology annotation, molecular function: cysteine-type endopeptidase activity. The record is from RefSeq and is a predicted model, not a curated record. Gene Ontology annotation, biological process: vacuolar protein processing. The transcript is spliced from 11 exons. NCBI's taxonomy places the organism in Eukaryota, Metazoa, Chordata, Actinopteri, Cypriniformes, Cyprinidae. Bases 58 to 1020 code for a protein of 320 amino acids.
GAUACCAGGAUCACUGCGCAUCAGUAAAGUAGAUUGAGUCUGGACGUUGCUCUUGAAAUGGGUGGAACAAGUGGAAAACAGUGGGUAAUGCUUGUGGCUGGUUCAAAGACAUGGAACAAUUACAGGCACCAGGCCAAUGUGUGUCACGCCUAUCAGAUAGUACAUCAGAACGGGAUUCCUGAUGAGCAGAUCGUAGUGAUGAUGUAUGAUGACAUCGCCAAUAAUCAGAAAAACCCUUAUCCUGGAAAAAUAAUCAAUAAACCAAACGGACCAAAUGUGUAUCCAAACGUUCCAAAAGACUACACUGGAACGGAAGUGACCCCUGAAAACUUCCUGGCUGCUCUCAAAGGAGACAGCUGUGCUGUGAAAAAGAGGAAACCAAAAGUCAUUACAAGUGGAGGAAAUGACACAAUAUUCAUCUAUCUGUCAGAUCAUGGAGGUUCAAACACCUUUAGCUUUCCUAAAGGCACUCUUCAUGCCCAUGAUCUCAUUGAAACAAUCAAGGAAAUGGCAAGAAAUUACAAGUUCUCAAAGAUGGUGAUAUACAUGGAAUCCUGUAAAUCUGGUUCGUUGUUCACAACACUCCCCGACAAUGUUCAUGUGUAUGCAGUGACUUCAACUAAAGCAGAUGAGAAGGGUCAUGCCUGUUAUUUUGACUCUGUGAGGAAAACCUAUCUCUCUGAUGAAUUCUCAGCUGUUUGGAUGCACUACACUGAAGCGAAUGACCUUGAUAACAAAACAUUACGGGAUCAGUUUAGUUAUCUUCAGGAAAUGAUGUGGAAAUCUCGCUCCUGCCGUUUUGGGGACAAGACAAUGUAUGAAGAUCCGAUCAGUGUGUUUGUGAAAAACACCCCUCAAAGUGUUCAGGACAAGACAAGAGCUGAGAGUCUUGCAUUAUCUCAUCUGACCUCUAGCGAUGAAGUGCCAUUCAAAAUCUUGGCGCACCAAAUUAAAACAGAAUGUGAUGCAGGCAAAAGACAACAUCUUAUUAGAAAACAAGAAGCUCUACAUCAGGUGUGAAAUCUAUGUAAUACAGUACAUCAUAAACAUGUAAAGUGCAGAUGUUCUACAAUAACUGUGUGUUACUGGAUGACAAAAAUCCUUCAAAUCCCUUCAUUGAUAACUAACUAAAGAUUUGGAAGUUCACCAAGAAGAUUUCCUCCAGUCGUAAAAAUAUCAAACCAAUAGAUGGUUUUGACAGCAACAGCAUAAACAAACGAUAGGCCCAAACUUAACUUCUGGUAGACUUCUGCAAAGAAUCAAGAACAACAGAGUCCCUGUAGAGUAGAGAUUAUUUCUGAUAACAAGCUAAAUAAAUAAGUAAAUUACAUUAGCUAUAUUUUGAGCUACCGGCAGAAGAAAUGAACCAUCACUUGUCUAAA